Molecule: messenger RNA, 810 nt
Organism: Athene cunicularia (burrowing owl)
Lineage: Eukaryota; Metazoa; Chordata; Aves; Strigiformes; Strigidae
Exons: 6
Coding region: 1-735 (244 amino acids)
Source: RefSeq, a predicted model, not a curated record
AUGUCGCAGACUCAUCCAGGUCCCGGCUGUGCCGGUCCUUCGCGGACUGCACUCCCUGAAGGGCGCAGGUCGAGACCCCCAGGCCCAGCAGGGGUGCCCGGGUUCGCAUUUCCUACCGCAUCGCGCCUUUACCUGGUCCCACACCCGCCGCAUUUUCCCAUCUUCUCCCUUCCCUUGUUUUCCCUUCCCUCUUCACUUGUUCCAUCCCUAACACCUGGGCUGGCAGGAGGCUGCCAAGGGAGGUUUCACAUCUACAGAAAUUCCUGCCCCGCCAGGAGCUUGAAGAACAGCAGGGAGGCGGGUGUGUGGAAGGGAGGUAACACAGGGACUGAGCAGAAACGUUCAAGAAGGAGCAGAAGGAAACAGCUGCCAACAGGGAAAAGGUUUUUCCAGCAUAUUUUUCCUCCCGUUCCUAAUGUAUGGAGCUCCAGGUGUUGGCUGAACACCGUGAAUAUUUUUUACUGUUUUUCCACCAAGAAAUUUGAAUUCACCGAGACGAUUUCAGAAAGGCCUGCAAUGUCCGUUUUACCCAGAAGAUGGUGCUGUUGGAUCAAAAAACAGGCUCAAGUGAAGCUAAUGGGUGACCUUUCCAAAGAUGGACUCCGAGGCAGGACUGGCCCUGCAAUACCUUCAUCAAAGUUCCCUCAGAUCCGUGGGAGCCUGGCCUGCUCUGCAGAGUGGUCCUGUGCCUCGAUGCUGAUUUAUCAUCCCCCAUGGUCACAAGCAUAUGGAUGAGGAGGGAUCCCCGUGGCUGCUACCAUCCCUGCCCCCUGGCUUCGGAGACCUUGGCAUGUGGGGACACCAUCUCCC